Nymphaea colorata (pocket water lily) is the source of this 2554-nucleotide messenger RNA. RefSeq names its product zinc finger CCCH domain-containing protein 32-like. The transcript is spliced from 7 exons. Bases 382 to 1803 code for a protein of 473 amino acids. The record is from RefSeq and is a predicted model, not a curated record. Gene Ontology annotation, molecular function: mRNA binding; metal ion binding. NCBI's taxonomy places the organism in Eukaryota, Viridiplantae, Streptophyta, Magnoliopsida, Nymphaeales, Nymphaeaceae.
UUUCCUUUUGGCGGGUAAGAGAGAGAGAGAGGGGAGGCUAGUGAGAGAAAACCAAAGUGAGGGUGAGGGAUCGAAAAGAUCGAAGCUUUGAAAAAGAAAGAGGAGAGAGAAAGUGUGAAGAGAGAGAGAGAGAGAGAGAGAGGGUAGCAGUGCAGCGAGAGUGAGGGGGGAGGCCUUGGUUUCACCACUGGUUCUCUCUCUCUCUGUCUAUCUCCCUGUUUCUUCCUAGGGGAAGAUCAGGCUGCCCUUGAACUUCCAGAGCGUUCUAGAAGGCGAAGUUCCUCAAGUUCUUAAUCCUACUGUUUCUUCUUCUUGUUUGGCUAUCGUUCGUUUCACACGUAGGAGCGUGGUGGGGAGUACUCGGCAGAGGCCUGCUAGUCAAUGGAGUUCUAUGGUAGGAGCCCCACAAUGGAGGGGUCUCCUACCGAUCCCGCCCUACAGUGGAACCCCCAACCUGUGGAGACCGGACUAGAAGAACCCAUGUGGCAGCUGGCUAUUGGUGGAGAAAGCAGCCGGGAGUCGUAUCCGGAGCGGCCGGGGGAGCAGGACUGUCCAUUCUAUAUGCGGACUGGGUUCUGCGGCUACGGCGGAAGCUGCCGGUUCAAUCACCCUCGUGACCGGAAUCUGCAGGUUGCAGUUUUAAGAUCAGGGGAGUACCCAGAAAGAGUGGGUGAGCCUGUCUGCCAGUACUUUAUGAAGACUGGGACUUGUAAAUUUGGUGCAACCUGCAAGUACCACCAUCCUAGACAUGGGCCACUGACCACGGGGCAACUGAAUUCUCUUGGCUACCCACUUCGACCGGGUGAAAAGGAGUGUAAUUAUUAUAUGAAGACAGGGCUUUGCAAAUUCGGUGUCACCUGUAAAUUUCAUCAUCCGCAACCUGCUGCUUCAUCAUUGUCGUCUCCUGUUUCUGCAUUCUAUCAAGCAGUACAGUCUCCUUCAUCUCCUUCUCCUCAUCCGUAUGGAGGAGGAGUGGCUAGUUGGCAUGUUGCUCGGCCCCCAAUUUUACCUGGUUCAUAUGUUCAAGGUCCAUACAGUCCUGUGCUUUUACAUCCUGGAAUGGUUCCAAUUCCAAGUUGGGGUAGCUAUCCACCUACAGUAGCUCCUCUAGCAUCCCCGGGUACACAACAUCCUGCUGCAACAGGCUCUCCCUAUGGUGUGGCACAUCAGCUAUCUCCUUCUGCACCUGCAUAUCAGGGACCCUAUUCUUCAUUGUCUUCUUUUGCUGGACCUUCAAGCAGCAGCCAGAAGGAAAACAUUUUCCCUGAGAGACCUGGUCAGCCUGAAUGUCAGUUCUACAUGAAGACAGGGGAUUGUAAGUUUGGCGCCUCCUGUAAAUAUCAUCAUCCACCAGAACGUGUUGUCCCAAAAACAAGCUGUGUCCUCAGCCCCUUGGGUCUGCCCCUGCGACCGGGGGCCCCAACUUGUACAUUCUAUGCACAACAUGGAGUAUGUAAAUUUGGACCGACGUGCAGAUUUGAUCAUCCAAUGGGAAGCAUGAUUUACAGUCCCUCUGCGUCAUCUCUUGCAGAUAUGCCUGUUGCACCAUAUCCAGUUGGUUCAUCUCUGGCAACUCUGGCUCCAUCCUCCUCAUCCUCUGAUCUUCGGCUUGAAUCCAUUGCUGAGCUGAGCAAAGAUUCUUCCGCAGUCAGGGAGGGAUACAGAGUCUCGUCCUCUGAAGCCACAUCAAGUGGUUCAAUAGGAUCAAUUUUCUCAAAGGGUGGACAAGCGACUGCCGCUCCCAGUCAGAGUACUGCUCCUCCAAGCAGUAGUACUGAUCAUGUUGUCAAAUUUCAUACUUGAAGCCUAGGGAAAACAGAGCACCGCCUGUGUUAUUUUUGUCAACGAAAUCUCAACAAGCGUGGUAUGUCUUUCCCCUCAAAGACUUCAUAUAUACAUAAAUAUCUAUAUCAGCAGAAGCCACUCCAUUCCUUGACAUCCUUUAUCUAAUCUAGGUCCGCCCUAGGUUAUCUCUGGUCAUCCUGUUUAUAUUAUACUCACAGCCAAUCUUUCUUUAAUAAACAAGCCCUUGUCAAAAAGGUAUAUCAACCCAACCGCCUUCUGCAUUAUCCCAAUAAAUCCAAGAAGAAAGCCCUUGAAAGGAGAAGCACUCUCUCAAGUGCAGCAGUGCUUUUGCCAUUCUCGAACGAUGGGGGUCAGGUACAUCAUGUAUAUGGUCACCACCACGUUUGUACGUCAGCGCUGUCUGGACUUGCUGAUUUUUUCUCAACUGGCUUUCAGUUUUGUUAUAUUUUAGCUGUUUCUUAAUAUUAUAAAAGCUUGGAAGGUUUUCUUUCCCCCCUUUUUUGCUGAGGGAGUGAUGAACAGAGAGAACCGAACCUUCACGCUUACCCCACAAGGAGAAGCGUCAUUGAAUAGUUAUUAUUUGAUAUAAGGAUAUAUAUGGAUUCAGGGCUUGUGUAAUUGAAAGCCAAUUGUUAAGAACACUAUAUUAUUUAUGAUAUAUCUUAGAUUAUCUAUUCUUGCUUAAAUGUAGAUACUCUGAGUUACAAUUCUUUUCAGAGGAUAUAUUCAUGGGUUUUAUUUAUUUCCA